AUGGUCGCGAUAACGGGCAACGAAGGUGAAAAAUAUGAUCAGCCAACAGUUGGGCUGAUCGUGCCGCCGCCAGAAAUUAGGUCAAUUGUCGAGAAAACUGCCUCGUUCGUGGCUAGAAAUGGCGAACAGUUUGAACAGAAAAUUAAACAGAAUGAAGCUGCAAAUCCUAAGUUUGACUUUCUCAAGGAAGAAAACCCGUACAACUUGUACUACCGAAAGAAAGUCGGCGAUUUCAUGGUAGGAACAGCAACUCUAUCUAAACAGGAUGAAAAUACGACCACUGUUGAAGCUGUGCCCGAAGUGAAACAAAAGCUGCCCAUGAUUCCGACUACGCCGCCCCAAGAAUUUGAAUUUUGCCACGACCCGCCAACGAUGAAUGCGCUCGAUUUGGACAUCGUCAAGUUAACAGCCAUCUUUGUCGCUAGAAAUGGACGUAGCUUUCUUACCCAAUUGAUGCAGAAAGAAGCGAAAAACUAUCAGUUCGAUUUUCUUCGGCCACAGCAUACACUUUUCCAGUACUUUUCGAAACUCGUCGAACAAUACAACAAGGUCUUGAUCCCUUCGAAAAAUAUGAGAGCAAAAUUGAGAAGCGACUUGAAAAACCAACAAGACAUUCUCGACGACGUCAAUUAUAGAGCAGAGUGGGGUAGAUACCAAGAGCGAAUCCGAAAGCAAGAACAGGAGAAGCAAGAAAAGGAAAGAGUGGCUUAUGCUGAAAUCGACUGGCACGAUUUUGUUAUCGUCGAGUCUGUCGACUUCCCACUUCAUGAGCGAAGCGAUCUUCCAGCGCCAGUGACGCGAGAAGAACUCGGUGUUCGAAUGGCUCGAAUGGUCCGAAUCGAGCAAACUGGCUAUGAUUCAGAACAAGUUGAGCGAUCCCAGCCUGAACCCGAGCCAGAGCCAACACCGCAACAGCCACAGCAACCGCAGAUCAUUGAGCGUGACCUUGGAGACGAGGUUCAAGAGCAAGUUGCUCCUGCUCCUCCCAAAUUGCCAAUGGCGCCAGUUGAAUCCGCACCUCCUGUUCUCAACGAUAACAUUGUCGUCCGCUCCAACUACAAUCCCAAAGCCAAGACAUUCGAACGACCGCAAGCUGGUGAUGUCGAGUUCCUUAUCUCACCUCUCACAGGAGAGCGUAUUCCGGCUUCCAAAAUGUCGGAACAUAUGAGAAUCGGUCUUCUCGAUCCCGCCUGGGUUGAGCAGCGGAAGAAAGAAAUCGCCAAAAAAAAAGAAGAGGAGGAUUAUUAUGCCCAAGACGCAGCUGUUGCCAGCUCCUUGUCGAAAAUCGCAAAGAAGCGAACGGAUAUCUUCGGUGUGGAAGAAACUGGCAUCGGCCAAGAAGUCGGCGAAGAAAAGAAACGAGUGGACGAGAUCGGUUGGGAUGGACACAAACGAAAUGCGAACCAAGCUAUUGCAGCUCAGCACCAAUCCGAUGCUGAGCGGGCGCAACAGCGUCGAGAUGAACUCAACCGUGGCAUUCUUCCUGAAGAUCUUCAAGAUAAUCAAUUCGAAGCUCCUGGUCCUCGAACACAGCCAUCUUUACCCCAGCCUGGAGCACCAACUGCACCUCGAGUCAUUCCCCUCGUUCGUCAUGUGGUUCCUCAACCUGUUGUUCACAUCCAGCAACGAGCUCCAAUGGGUGCCAUUCCUCGCAUGGGCAUGGCUGGUAUUGGAGUUCCUGGUGGAGCGGCUGGCAUGCAGAUGGGCAUGCGCCCGCCAGUCAUGGGCAUGCAAACUGGUAUGCAAAUGGGAAUGCGCCCGAUGGCACCAGGUGGAGCAAGCGUUACUAUGGGCAUGCGGCCACAAGGAAUGGCGCGACCAACAAUGGGCAUUGACAUGGGCGGACCACCAACGAAGAAAGCUCGACCAGAAGAUAAUCUUAUUCCUGAAGCGGAGUUCCUCAAGAUGCAGCCUCCCCAAGUUGUCUUCCAAAUUUCGGUUCCAAAGGUUGAAAAGGACGACUGGAAGUGUCGUGGGCAGCUGAUCUCUGUUGGCAUGCCUCUGACCAGUACAUUCAACGAAGUCAAAGCAAAGAUCGAGUCCGAAACUGGAAUGCCUCCGCAAAAACAAAAACUGCAAGUUGAAGGCGCUUUUGUCAAAGAUCAAAACUCCCUGGCAUUCUACAAUGUUCGUCCAUCAACACUUGUCCUCCUCACACUGAAAGAAAGAGGAGGCAGAAAGAAAUAA
Molecule: messenger RNA, 2187 nt
Organism: Oikopleura dioica
Lineage: Eukaryota; Metazoa; Chordata; Appendicularia; Copelata; Oikopleuridae
Source: the annotation of a GenBank genome assembly